AUGUCUUACAGCGAUAACCAAUACGGCGGCGGCGGCGCCAGCAACAGCUACUACAACAACAACGAGGAUUUCUCCGGCCGUAACAACAACAACUCCUACGGUGGAUCGGGCGGCGGCUACGGCUCCAACGAGGGCUACGGCAACCAGAACCAAGGCUACGGCAACAACAACAACAGCUCCUACGGUGGAUCCGGCGGUGGCUACGGCUCCAACGAGGGCAACUACGGCCGUCAGGAAUCCCACGGAAGCUACGGCAACAACUCCUCCAACCACCACUCCAACUACAACGACGACAACGACUUCAGCGGCGCCGCCAUGCACGCACAGGAACACCACAGCAACGAAGAUACGUCCCUCUUCAGCAGUGCUCUGAACUUCCUGAAAGACCGCAAGAACGACGACAACGACGUCGACGAGGAAAAGGCGGCUCAUGCCCACCAGGCCAUGUACGGCUCUGGCUCGUCGAACCAGCAGCAUGAUUCCAACACUGUUGGUGCUGGCGCUGCUAUGCAGGCUUUGAAGAUGUUUGCUGGUGGCAAUGAGAGCAGCGGUAGCAGUGGUGGUGGUAUGGAUAAGAAUAAGCUUAUUGGGCUUGCUAUGGCUCAGGCUGGGAAGCUGUGGGAUGAGAAGAAUGGUUCUGGGGGUAAUGUGUCUGGUGAUAAGCAGUCGGCUGUUAACUCGGCUGCUGAGAUGGCUCUUAAGAUGUACAUGAAGAACCAGAUGUCCGGUGGUGGGUCUUCUGGUGGUGGUGGGCUUAUGAGUCUUGCUAGCAAGUUCCUGUAA
This is a messenger RNA of Penicillium mononematosum, 783 nucleotides long. RefSeq lists its product as uncharacterized. The coding region runs from base 1 to 783 and encodes 260 amino acids. The record is from RefSeq and is a predicted model, not a curated record. Lineage: Eukaryota; Fungi; Ascomycota; Eurotiomycetes; Eurotiales; Aspergillaceae. The transcript has 2 exons.